Molecule: messenger RNA, 1750 nt
Organism: Myotis myotis
Lineage: Eukaryota; Metazoa; Chordata; Mammalia; Chiroptera; Vespertilionidae
Product: zinc finger and SCAN domain-containing protein 5B-like
Exons: 4
Coding region: 1-1536 (511 amino acids)
Biological process (GO): regulation of transcription by RNA polymerase II
Molecular function (GO): RNA polymerase II cis-regulatory region sequence-specific DNA binding; DNA-binding transcription factor activity, RNA polymerase II-specific
Source: RefSeq, a predicted model, not a curated record
AUGGCUACAGACCAGGCAUUUUACGAUGAUCAUGGGCACCCCCAGGGCAGCCUGGGCUGGGACCUGUCACCGGCCGGACUGCCCCAUGGAAACCUCACUGAAGAACAGCACCGGGACUGUGAGAAGUGGCACUUGCUCUUCAGAGCCUUCCAACACCCAGAGGACGCGGACCCCCUCCAGAGCGUGCACACAAUGUCUGCGCUCCUCCAUCGCUGGCUGAGGCCGGAUGUGCUCACCAAGAAGCAGAUCUUGGAUAAGCUUCUGCUGGAGAAGUUCAUGACCUGCAUGCCCCUGGAGCUGCAGGUCUUGGUGAAGGAGAGGCGAGUGCAGAGCUGCGAGGAACUGAAGGUCUUGCUGAGAAAUAAGGAGAAACCCAGGAAAUGGAAGGUUGUCAUCUUCCAAGGGCAGAAGUAUCUUGAGGAGAAUUUUGAUGUCCAGAUGCCGGAUGAGGAAGUUGGUGACACAGACCAUGUGUUGGAAUUGUCCAUGAAGUACCAAUCCCCCAUUAGUAAGACGGGGGUACAUCCUGGGAAGAGCCAGGAUGUCAACGGAGAGCCAGGGAACCAGCCAGGAACCAGUGACGUGGUGUGGGGACAGGGGCAGAAAGUCUUCCUGCCAGAGAUGAUUCCCACGAAAAGUGAUCUGGAGGGUGUGAGACCCAUGGAGAAUUUGGUGAAUUUUGAGAAGGAUAUGAUGGAAGACAGAGAAGAGGCAGCAGUACUCACAUCUCCAGAGCCUCCACUUCCCAGCAGUCCUGGAGACUCGGUGAAGACAGAGGGGGAGCAGAACCCGCAGGAAGGAAUUGGUCUGGAGCGUGUGGAUGUCGGUGACGUACCUCCCACCCACGUUCUGGAGACACAGGCUUUGAGUCAGCGUCCAAAGAGAAGAGGUUCUGGGAAUUCAGGAGGUGCCACCAAGAGAAAAAAGGGCAACACUCCCACCCCCCAAGACGAGCCUCAAGAAGGAGCCGUGUUGUUGGACAGAGGAGAAGUCACCAGACAGCGCGGGUGCAAUUCAGUGGGUGCAUCAAGCAUCAUGGAGCCCACUGGUCACCCUGUUGGCAAAGAACCCGGGAGAAAGGUACCCUACGAGUGUCAAGACUGCAGCAAAAGGUUCAGCUACAGAUCUCAGUUAGACAUUCACCAGAGGACACACACAGGAGAGAGACCCUUCCAGUGCCUUGUGUGUCCCAAGGGGUUCAUUCAGGCCUCGGACCUCCACGUCCACCAGCGGAUCCACACGGGGGAGAAGCCGUUCUGCUGUAAAGUCUGCAAGAAGAGGUUCACCCACAAGUCCACGCUGCGUGGCCACCAGCGGGUCCACACCCAGGACAAGCCAUACGAGUGCGACGUCUGCCCCAAAAGUUUCAGCCACCUCGGGAACCUCAACGUUCACAUGUGCACCCACUCGGGCCUGAGACCCUACUCGUGUCCCCAUUGCCACCUGGCCUUCCGCCAACUGGGGACGUUUAAACGCCACCAAAGUGCACAUGUCAAGGAGGUGCCACAGGUCCCUUCUGACCAAGGAGGACAUUAACAGGUCUCUCUCCUGUGUGUGUCCCUCUGGUGAAGGUGUAACAGAUUGGUAACUGAAACUUUUGAUGCAAAAAUGGUCGAUGAGCACUUAGACAGACGGGGUUCUAUGAAUUAGAAUUGGGGUCCUUGAGUAAUUAUUCAUGUUUCCUAUUGGCCCCAUACUCUGUCAGUCUUGCUGUUUGUUUCAAUAAAUAUUUCAUGAUUCAAUGAUUAUC